AUGCCCCUUUCCCGGGCUCGAAAGCAGCGCAUUGCCUUAGAAUUCGGCUACGUGAACAUAGUCUUCCUCCACGAUGCCCCCCAGCCUGGCCUAUCCCGGAAAGUGGAGAUAUUCAGCAAGACUGGAGAGCGGAGCUUUUCUGGCCGGGCGGUCCUUGGGGCAGCCCACUACAUUUUCCAGAAGCUCGAGGCCGAGGACUCCAUCUUGAUCAGCGACUGGUCCAACCUACCGGCCGCAGAAAUUCAACAGAAACGGCAAGCCCCCAAGUCAAUCAACCGCUGUACCCUCGAGACAGAGGGUGGUCUUAUCCAGGCCCACUAUGAUCCCGCUCGCCAGGUGGCCGCCAUCGAAAUCCCACAUAACAUCCACAUCCACGCCCGUGAAACUACAAAGGACGAGGUCCUCGCCGUCCAGCGCGAAGGUGCCCCCACACCCUUCUGUGGCUGCGUGUAUUUCCUCCAGCUGCAGACGGAUUUCACAGAGGAGCCAUAUAUUACGCGGCUACGGGUGCGGGUGAUUGCGGCAGGGCUGGAGGAGACGGCGUCAGCAAGCGGCUGCUCUGCCCUGGCGGCGUACCUGGCACUCCAAAAAGGAGGGGCGAAUUCAAGGCAUGCCUACGCCAUUGAGCAGGGGGUUGAUAUCGGGAGGGCGAGUCAGUUGCGCGUUGAGAAGAUUUGA
Histoplasma mississippiense is the source of this 678-nucleotide messenger RNA. RefSeq lists its product with no specific name. The coding region runs from base 1 to 678 and encodes 225 amino acids. The record is from RefSeq and is a predicted model, not a curated record. The transcript has 3 exons. Lineage: Eukaryota; Fungi; Ascomycota; Eurotiomycetes; Onygenales; Ajellomycetaceae.